AUGGCGGGUGUCAGGAAUGGGGCUGUAGAGAAUCUGGUCUCCAGCCUGGAGGAGGUCGCUCUCUCAGAUUUUCUUUCUAUUAAACACCGUCACCACAGUGCAGCUGUUCAGGUGAGAUGCACAUCAUACACGGAAGUCCGGCUCAUGACAAAUGGCUCCUCUUAGUGUGAGGGGCAGGUGGAGAUGAAUAUUUAUGGACAAUGGAGAGUGCUCUGUGCCUCCCACUGGACUCUGGCCAAUGCCAAUGUUGUCUGCCAUCAGCUCAGCUGUGGAGUUGCCAUCUCCACCCCAAAAGGAGCAGAAGGAAAUGAUCAGCUCUGGAAAGCCCAAUUUCACUGCUUGGGGAAUGAGUCCUUCCUGUGGGAGUACCCUGUCACUGCCCUGGGUGGUCCUGACUGUUCCCAUGGAAACAUGGCCUCUGUGAUCUGCUCAGGAAACCAGACCCAGGGGCUGCCCCAGUGCAACUACUUCCGGUCUGAACCAGCGGGCUCUGCGGCCUCAGAGGAGAGCGCCCCCUACUGCUCAGACAGCAGACAGCUCCGCCUGUUGGGUGAAGCCGGUCUCUGCACCGGAAGAGUGGAUAUCCUUGAUCAGGGCUCCUGGGGCACCAUUUGUGAUGACGGCUGGGACCUGGACGAUGCCCGCGUGGUGUGCAGACAGCUGGGCUGUGGACAAGCCCUCAAUGCCACCGGGUCUGCUCACUUCGGAGCGGGAUCAGGGCCCAUCUGGCUGGACGACCUGAAGUGCACAGGAAAGGAGUCCUACGUGUGGAAGUGCCCUUCCCGGGGGUGGGGGCGACACGACUGCAGACACAAGGAAGACACGGGAAUCAUUUGCUCAGAGUUCUUGGCUCUCAGGAUGGUGAAUGAGGACCAGCAGUGUGCUGGGUGGCUGGAAGUUUUCUACAACGGGAUCUGGAGCAGCGUCUGCCACAGCCCCAUGGAAGACAUCACCAUGUCCAUAAUCUGCAGACAGCAUGGCUGUGGGGACAGUGGAACCCUCAGCUCUUCUGUUGCUCUUAGGGAAGGUUCUAGACCCCGGUGGGUAGAUGGAAUCUGGUGUGGGAAAACUGACACCUCUCUCUGGCAGUGUCCUUCUGACCCUUGGAAUUACACUUCAUGCUCUCCAAAGAAGGAAGCCUACAUCUCAUGUGCAGGAAGAAGACCCAAGAGCUGUCCAACUGCUGCCCCCUGCAUAGACAGAGAAAAGCUCCGACUCAGGGGAGGAGACAGCGAGUGCUCAGGGCGGGUGGAGGUCUGGCACAGCAGCUCCUGGGGCACCGUGUGUGAUCACUCCUGGAGCCUGGCAGAGGCCGAGGUGGUGUGUCAGCAGCUGGGCUGUGGCCCGGCCCUGGAAGCCAUGCGGACUGCAGGGUUUGGCCCUGGAAAUGGGAGCAUCUGGCUGGAUGAGGUGCAGUGUGGGCGCGGGGAGUCCUCCCUGUGGGACUGUGCUGCGGAGCCCUGGGGGCAGAGCAACUGCAAGCACAAGGAGGAUGCUGGUGUGAGGUGCUCUGGUGCAAGGACAACAUUGCCCCCAAAUACAGCAGGAACCAGAACAACCUCAAAUCCUCUCUCUGGCGUCUUCUCCCUGCCUGGGGUCCUCUGCCUCAUCCUGGGGGCCCUACUCUUCCUGGUCCUCGUCAUCCUGGUGACUCAGCUGCUCAGAUGGAGAGCAGAGCGCAGAGCCUUAUCCAGCUAUGAGGAUGCUCUUGUUGAAGCCAUGUAUGAGGAGCUGGAUGACCUUGUGACACGGCAGGAGGGUCUUCUUGGCAGGCCAGGCUUCCUGUCAGAUGGUGAGGACAGCCAUGACUCCAGAUCCGUUCCAGCCCCAGAUCAAAGGACUGAUGCCCCUGGUGAGGAUUACAAUGAUGCUGAAGAGGUAGCAGUGCCUGGGGCUCUUCAUGACUCUUAGGGGAGCAAGGAGGAAAUGUUCCCAAAGAAGGAAGAUGGGCUGAGGUCUCAGACAGGCUCUUAUAUGAAUGUCUUUAGAGAGGAAGCUGAUUCUGGGGAAGGAGAAGAGAGCCCCUGGCUGCUCCAGGGGGAGAAAAGGGACCCUAGAUACGAUGAUGUUAAACUCAGUGCCCCUGGAACUUCCAGAGUGACUUUCCUGUGAUUUGUAUUAAAUACAA
This is a messenger RNA of Bubalus bubalis (water buffalo), 2128 nucleotides long. RefSeq names its product antigen WC1.1-like. Lineage: Eukaryota; Metazoa; Chordata; Mammalia; Artiodactyla; Bovidae. Gene Ontology annotation, cellular component: membrane. The record is from RefSeq and is a predicted model, not a curated record. The transcript is spliced from 14 exons.